Messenger RNA from Sesamum indicum (sesame), 2221 nucleotides. RefSeq names its product trichome birefringence-like protein (DUF828) (gene TBL2). NCBI's taxonomy places the organism in Eukaryota, Viridiplantae, Streptophyta, Magnoliopsida, Lamiales, Pedaliaceae. Gene Ontology annotation, molecular function: O-acetyltransferase activity. Gene Ontology annotation, cellular component: Golgi apparatus. The record is from RefSeq and is a predicted model, not a curated record.
AAGGAUCCAUUUUUCCGACCUGGAAAACUACCGCUUUAAACACAACGCCUCACUCACUCUUCUUAAUCUGAAAUUUCACAGAAAAUGAUCCUCACCGUUCCAUAGUAGAAUCUGCGACAAGCGCAGACAAAACCCUUCUCGUAUAUAGAUUUGUUGUGUAUAUAUUUUGUGGGAUUUUGGGCGAAGAUGGUGAAUUUUUCUUCUACUUCACUGUUCAUGGAGUCGAAAAGACUCUCAUUCUCGGAUCAGCUGUUGUCGUCUCCAAGAAGGAAGAUAGUUUCACCUUUUGGUGUGUGUAUUGUGUUGUUCUUCAUUUUCUUAGGCGCAGUGUUCUCUAAUAUCUCGUCGAAGCGUCCUACCGGUGAUAGCUCUUUUCUUUCUUGGCCAUUUUGUGGUGCGUUUGCUUCUUGUAGUAAUAGUUCUGCAAGUGGUGCUAAUAGUAAUGCUAAUGGUGUUCUUCAGACUGUGCAACGCCCUGUGGAUGAAACCCUUAAAGCAAAUGCUACAGGGAGUGUUCAAAGUUCAGAUUUUGUGGGUUCUGAGGGGGAAGAUAAGGUUUUUGAGGAUGCCCGCGUUGGGAAUGACUCUGAGAAGCUACAAGGUGGACGCUUUAUUGUUGGAGAAGGAAGCUUAGUAGUGAAAACAGAUGAGAGAAAUGUCUCAUCUUCAGGUAGAAAUACAAUUUUGAUGGAUGGUAGUGGGAGAGGAAACGAGUCGGAGACGGCCACUGUGAUGGAUCUUAUUGAUGAUGAUGUGAGGAAUGGGACUGUUAGCGGUAAAGAAAAUGUCAAUCGGAAUUCUACCGUUAAGUAUCGACAUGGUUCAAGGGAUGCAGAAGUUGAAUCCCUGCAAGUUGGUAGUGUGGGUAAUUACUCGAAUGAUGGAGAUACUGGUGGUUCAAGAAUUAAUUGGACAGAGGCUCCUGCUAACAGAUCAUACGAGGAUUGUGACAUGUUCAAAGGUAGAUGGGUGAGGGAUGAUUCAAUGCCAUUCUAUCCUCCAGGUUCCUGCCCUUAUAUUGACCGGGAUUUUGAGUGCCAUCUUAAUGGGAGGCCGGAUAACGAGUUUCUGAAAUGGAGAUGGCAGCCAGAUGACUGUGACAUACCCAGGUUUAACGCCACCGAUUUUCUUGAGAGACUUAGAGGGAAAAAGUUAGUAUUUGUUGGAGAUUCACUAAAUAGGAAUAUGUGGGAGUCCCUUGUUUGCCUUCUCCGCCAUGCUGUUGAAGACAAAAACCGAGUUUAUGAGAUAUCUGGAAGGCAUGAGUUCAAAAAGAAGGGGUUUUUUGCUAUCAGAUUUGAAGAUUAUAAUUGUUCUGUGGACUUUGUUAGUUCUCCUUUCCUCGUCAAGCAAUCAUCUUUCAGUGGAAAAAAUGGCUCUUUUGAUACUCUGAGACUGGACCUGAUGGAUGAGACAACUUCCAUGUAUCAUGAUGCAGAUGUGAUGAUAUUCAAUACCGGGCACUGGUGGACUCAUGAGAAAACCUCUCGUGGGGAAGACUAUUACCAGGAAGGUGAUUAUGUUCACCCAAGACUUAAAGCAUUGGAAGCAUACAAGAGGGCACUCACCACCUGGGGUAGAUGGGUGGAUAAGAAUGUUGAUGGUAACAGAACACAAGUUAUUUUCAGAGGAUAUUCAGUCACGCAUUUUAGGGGCGGUCCGUGGAACUCAGGAGGAGAGUGUCACAAAGAAACUGAACCAAUAUUCAAUGAAACUCAUUUAGCAAAGUACCCCACGAAGAUGAAAGCUCUGGAGUAUGUGGUCAAGGGCAUGCAAAUCCCUGUUACAUACUUAAACAUAAGCCGGCUCAGCGAUUACAGGAAGGACGGCCACCCUUCAAUUUACAGACCAAAUUAUGAAGCACUGCAAGAAAUCCACGCCCAAGAUUGCAGUCACUGGUGCUUGCCAGGAGUACCAGAUACCUGGAAUGAGUUGCUUUAUGUAUCUCUAUUAAAGAGCAGCCGGGGAUCUUGGAGAGACUGAUUCACGGCUUUCAUGUGGUUUUUUGUCCCACUUCCGUUCAUUCUCCCCCACGCAAUGCUGGUAGUGAAUAAUGUGCAGUGUUGCGAGGUAUCUGGUUUAUCCAGAUAUCGGAUGUAUCAUAGACGAAGAACUAGGAUGCAGAGUUCGGCUUCUGACAUAGACGUUGGAAGAAUGGACUUUUGUACAAUUUGUGUAACAUAUCAUUUUAAUGCAAUAUUGUUUUAUUUUUCUCUUUUCA